Messenger RNA from Linum tenue, 1504 nucleotides. The record is from the annotation of a GenBank genome assembly. Lineage: Eukaryota; Viridiplantae; Streptophyta; Magnoliopsida; Malpighiales; Linaceae.
GAGAGAGAGAGAGAUAGGAGAACAAACCAAAGAUGAAGUUACUUGGUUGGAUGCACCGCAAGCUCCGGCAGAAUGAGCCGGUCAAAGAUUUCUGUAUUGGGCAAGCCUACAAUUGCCUGACAUCGCAGCCACCGACGGAAGACCACGAAACCUUCCCCCACCAGAAACUCAACAACAAAUCGCCAUACCUGGGAUUCCCACACGAACAAGAAGAAGAGGAGCAAGACCAGGACCACUACUACGAGGACCUCUUCCAUGGAUUCCUAGCAAUAGGAACCCUGGGUUCAACCGACCCAUCAACCCCAACAUUCGAAUUCUCCCUCGAGAACAUAACCGAGAACGAAGCCGAUCAGGAAGCAACCGAGAACGAGCUCCAGCUGAUCAACGACGAGCUGGAGAAGGUAUUGGCAGCGGAGGAAUCGUCGGCCAGGAACAGCCACGUGAGUGGAGGGAGGAGCAGCCAUGGGAGCACCAUUACUCUGAGCGGGAAGGGUUUGGUGGAAGGCAGAGUGAGCAAUGGGGUCUGCCCGUUGCAGGGGUAUCUGUUUGGGUCUGCGGUUGAGAUUCCUGCGGAAGGAGAGAAACUGAUGGGCGAAGCUGGAAGGAAGAAGGAAACCAGGACUUCCCUUGGGGAGCUGUUUCAGAGGAGCAAGAUGUGUGAGGAUGAGAAUGGCGGGAAAUGGGAGGGGGCAGAGAAGAAGAAUGAGAAGGAAGGGGAGAAGUUUCAUGUGCAGGUUUUGAAGAAGAUGAUGAUGAAGAAAUUGAUGCGUGCUUGUUCCAGGAAAUCGGAUGAUGAUGGUUCUGGCGGCGCCAGUGCUGAGUAUGGUUCGGCGGAGAAGAAACUGCAUAAGAUCAUGCGCAUGUUCCACAGGAAAGUUCAUCCUGAGAGUACAGAGACUGGACAAGCAGCAACAGCUAGAAAGGCAGGAAACAAAUCCGACAAGCACAAAGAUAAGAGGAACAAGAAGAAGGGAUCCCCCAACAACAACAACAGCAAUGAAGCUGCCAGUGCCGCUAAUCGAGAGGAGACGAGAAGGGGAUACAUACGCCCGGAGCCAGAGUUCACCCUCGAUGACUGUGACUCUAAUGGGAGCAGGGAAUGCUGGAUCAAGACAGAUGCUCAGUACCUGGUGUUAGAGCUCUGAGAAUGAAAUGCAGCACCAGCUGAGAAUGAUUUUCUUCUUAAAGGUUGUGACGAAAACAUCGGUACUCUGUACCGAAUACAUGUGUGGCAGUAGUUGAUUCUGGGGCGUGCUGUGCUGUGUGUCCUGAAAUUUAAGGAUCUCGUUUGUGGCUUGUACUAUUUUCUAUGUCGAUUAAUACGAAACGUGUUUUCGAACUUAAAAACCGAGUGUUGUAUUACCAUGGAAGUGCUUCGAGUGAGUUGAACGCGUGUGAAAUAAGAAAGGGGGAAAUGGCAGCAGCCAUAGCCUUCCUUCCAAGUCCCUUGUAUUUGAUGUAUUAUAUUCUGUGAACACUCCACGUCUGUAAUAUUGUUUCAAGC